UCUCAGUCUUAUGUCUCUUUCUCCUUAACAACCCCCUCCUCUCAUAGCCCUCCACAACAAUAUUAAAAGCCUCAAACACCCUCAUUGUCAUGCUGCCUGUCCCAAAUGCUAAGCAAGGUUAGGUGAAGAUAGCAACGUUGGGCAGCAUCAAAAACCUUCCUUUUUGCAGAAUAACCUGACGUGGGAUCUUUAAGUUUUUUCAGCACUGUCAUUGAUCAGAUGGUGAAUUUUGUCAAAUGAAAACAACUAAAACUACUGGUUGAAGAGAAGGGACUCUGGGUGGUGUUGGUGUGUUUCCACUUUUUGGUGUUGCCUUGCCUUGUUGUGUUUUGGAAAAAAAUGUUGCUGCAGAUAUCACCAAGUUUGAGGCAUGUCACUGUGCUUCCGGGAAAAGGGUUGAAGGAAUUUAUCAAAGUGAAGGUUGCAUCAAGGAGGCUAUCUUAUCGGAUGCUCAUCUAUUCACUCUUGUUCUUCACAUUCCUUCUUAGGUUUGUGUUUGUUCUCACAGCAGUGGAUAACAUUGAUGGAGAAAACAAGUGUUCUUCCAUAGGUUGCCUGGGAAAAAAAUUGAGGCCAAAGAUUUUGGGAAGAAGUCUUGAAUCAAAUGUCCCAGAAGUAAUAUACAGAAUAUUAGAUCAACCCCUUGGAAAAGAUGAAUUAGAGCAAAAGACUGAUAUACCUCAGACUUUGGAAGAGUUCAUGGUCCAAACAAAGGAAGGUGGAUAUGAUGCCAAGACAUUUGCAAUUAAACUAAGAGAAAUGGUGACCCUUAUGCAACAAAGAACCAGAGAAGCCAAAGUCCAAGAGUACCUAUACCGUCAUGUAGCAUCAAGCAGCAUACCAAAACAGCUUCAUUGCCUUGGCUUGAAGCUAGCCAAUGAGCACACAAACAAUGCAGGUGCACGCCUUCAGCUACCCUCUGCAGAACUUGUCCCUGCUCUUGUUGACAACAACUACUUUCACUUUGUACUUGCCUCCGACAAUGUGCUCGCUGCGUCUGUGGUUGCAACAUCACUUGUACGCAACAGUUUGAGACCUCAGAAGGUUGUUCUGCACAUAAUUACAGACAGAAAAACUUACUAUCCCAUGCAGGCUUGGUUCUCCUUGCACCCUUUAUCACCUGCCAUAAUCGAGGUCAAGGCACUGCACCACUUCGAUUGGUUUUCAAAGGGAAAGGUGCCUGUGCUGGAAGCAAUGGAAAAAGAUCAAAAUGUAAGAUCGAAGUUCAGAGGAGGAUCAUCAGCUAUUGUUGCAAAUACCACUGAGAAGCCUAGAGAAAUUGCAGCAAAGCUGCAAGCACUUAGCCCUAAGUAUAACUCAGUAAUGAAUCACAUUCGCAUACAUCUUCCAGAGCUUUUCUCUAGUCUUAGCAAGGUGGUCUUCCUUGAUGAUGACAUUGUGGUACAAACUGAUCUUUCACCUCUUUGGGACAUUGACAUGGAUGGAAAAGUGAAUGGAGCAGUAGAAACAUGCAGUGGAGAAGAUAAGUAUGUUAUGUCAAAGAGGUUGAAAAGCUAUUUGAACUUUUCACACCCUUUAAUAUCCCAAAAUUUUGAUCCCAAUGAAUGUGCUUGGGCUUAUGGCAUGAACAUUUUCGACCUUGAUGCUUGGAGAAAGACCAAUAUAAGCUCUACAUACCAUUACUGGGUUGAGCAGAAUAUAAAAUCAGAUCUCAGUUUGUGGCAGCUAGGGACAUUACCACCUGGAUUAAUAGCAUUCCAUGGUCAUGUCCACACUAUUGAUCCUUUCUGGCACAUGCUGGGAUUGGGAUAUCAGGAAAGUACAAGUUUUAGUGAUGCUAAGGAUGCUGGUGUUAUCCAUUUCAAUGGCAGGGCAAAGCCAUGGCUAGAUAUAGCUUUUCCCCAUCUAAGGCCACUGUGGACUAAAUACAUUGAUUUCUCAGAUUACUUCAUAAAGAGCUGCCAUAUCAAGGCAUUGUAACUUUGAUCAUGAGAAAAAAAAUGGGUUUUUUUGAUGAGUGGAAUGAAGGGUAUUUGCAUAUAGAAGAAGAUGGAAAUGAGAGGACUUCUUCAAAGCAUUUGCCCAUCCACCACCACCACAAAGAAGUGGCAAGACAUGUUGAUGCACCCUUUUGUUUCAAUUUUCCUUUUUAACUAUUCAGUUGAAAUUCUUUUUCUCUUCAA
This is a messenger RNA of Vigna unguiculata (cowpea), 2144 nucleotides long. RefSeq names its product putative galacturonosyltransferase 12. NCBI's taxonomy places the organism in Eukaryota, Viridiplantae, Streptophyta, Magnoliopsida, Fabales, Fabaceae. Gene Ontology annotation, molecular function: polygalacturonate 4-alpha-galacturonosyltransferase activity. The record is from RefSeq and is a predicted model, not a curated record.